Molecule: messenger RNA, 915 nt
Organism: Ostertagia ostertagi
Lineage: Eukaryota; Metazoa; Nematoda; Chromadorea; Rhabditida; Trichostrongylidae
Source: the annotation of a GenBank genome assembly
AUGCCGCUAGUCCGGGUGGAUCCACCAACAGUAACACCUCUACCCAAAUGUGAGAACGCAUCAUGUUGCGUGAUUGGAGGGUACCAGCUGUGUUUCAGAGGUCCUAGCACGAAACAGUCUGAAUGUGCAUCAAGCCCGUGCAUCUUCCCUCGUGCUUCGUGCUGUGCUAAUCGUACGGUUGAACUAGCCCCUGAUCAACAUUGGCAGUGUUCCAGAAAAGAUGACACCAGUCCACCACCGUCAGACACAUGCUGGACCUGUUGUCCGAGCUCUGGAGGCUAUUGGUCCGAAUGGACUGAGGGAGGAGCAUGUGGUGAUACCUGCGGUUCAUGCGCUCAAGUUACACAAUCACGAGUCUGUCUUACGGAGCAACAUAACUGCACUUGCAGGGGCCCUGCAACACGAACGAAGAACUGUAAUAUCGGUGUGUGCUAUUUCCCAAGAGACUCUUGCUGUUCGCCGUACUCAUCAGCGAUCAUAGACGGAAAGCAUGCAUGCGGACCACAGCCAAAUUACACAACACCUCUGGCACCGGUUGAUCCGUACUGUAACAACACAUGUUGUCCUGAUAACGGAAUAUGGUCCGAGUGGACACAGACACCUGAACAAUGUUCAGACUACUGUGGAUCAUGUGGAAAUGUUGACCGAAAACUAGAACCUGUCUGUCCGAAGCUGAUGGCUGCCCUUGCAAGUACUGGAGCUACCACCAUAUCAACUCCCUGCAACACCGACGUGUGCUACUUCCCUCGUUUGUCGUGCUGUCCUGGAUUCACAUCGACCGUCAUCAAGGGACGGCAUUCGUGUGGCCCUGUGGUAAAUCAGUUUAGCUUCUCACAUUCACAGAAUCACACUCGCGCUUCAAAGGCACAAAGCUUAGUUGAGUGUGCCAGACUAAUCAUGGGGUUCAGUGCUUGA